Messenger RNA from Caenorhabditis briggsae, 702 nucleotides. The record is from RefSeq and is a predicted model, not a curated record. The transcript is spliced from 4 exons. Bases 1 to 702 code for a protein of 233 amino acids. Lineage: Eukaryota; Metazoa; Nematoda; Chromadorea; Rhabditida; Rhabditidae.
AUGCGGAAGAAACUCGACGAAAAUCAAAAACCACUGAUAGGAAGAGUGAAAAAAAGUGCCGUAAAUCCUUCGAUAGAAUGUCAUCUCUAUAGUUUCAUUUCGCAUUCAAUUAUCUCAAUUUAUGAAACCAUGCAUUUUCUGAAUAUUGUUCUCAUUGGGGCCAUUCUGAUCCCUGGAGCUAACGGAGCUGGUGUACUUGUACAUUGCACGGAAGGUGAAAGGCUGUUGGCAUUCUCGUGUACAGCCCGUCUCAUUGAUUUCUCUAAAAAGGCUCGACACAUCGACACAGAGAAUGAUGGCGAGAUGGAGAAGUUUUAUAAAAUCUGCAGAGAUUUGAAAGGCUGCGAACAAUCUCAUAAUCAUUGCCCGAACAUUCGAGAUAAUAAACCCAUAUUCGAUGAAAUGAGCACUUGGUGCUCCCUUGUUAAGUUUGUCACUCAAGAUAUAGCAGAAUGUGAGAAAAAAGUGGACAAGAAGAAGAAUUUGGCAUGCUAUAAGGGUUGGAGUCCAUUUGAUAACUAUGUCGACAUGAAGAACGAGAAAAAUGUUCAGGAUGUGUGCAAAAACUUUUUUGGAAAUGGUAAUUGUCUUAAGAAGGUGAUCACUGAGGCCUGUGGUACAAGCGAUUGGGAGAAGCUUAAGAAUAAGCUGAUUUCCAUGAUUGAUAAGGCCGAGGAAUGCGACUUCAAAGGGAUAAUCUAA